Molecule: messenger RNA, 885 nt
Organism: Pedinophyceae sp. YPF-701
Lineage: Eukaryota; Viridiplantae; Chlorophyta; Pedinophyceae
Source: the annotation of a GenBank genome assembly
AUGCCGGCAGAGGUCCACAUCGGCGCCGCAGCGGCCCCACGGGCCGCAUCGGGGGCGCUUCCAGCGCCGCGCGCUAAGCACGUGCCCCCGAGCCCACCGCCCGCGGCGCCGCACAGCCGACGCAGCGCAGCGCUUGCGAUGCUCGCGAGCGCCGCGUGCGCGGCGGCAUCGAGCGUCGCGAGCCCUGCGCACGCGCUGAGCUGCUCGGGCCUCAAUGGCCGGGAGCUUCAGCUCUGCCUGCGGCAGCAGCGCGAGGCGCGCGGGCUCCCGAAGGCCGACGAGGAGGAGCGGUACGAGGAGUACGACCAGCCCGGCGAGAAGGUCACCCUCCCGUCGGGCGUGCAGUACCGGGAGCUGCAGGAGGGGACGGGCGCGCGCACGGCGGAGAUCGGCAGCGUGUGCGAGAUCGCGUACACCGUGUACCGCCUGAGCAGUGGAGCGUACUACAAGUACUCGAGCGGGGGGCUGCCGGUCAUGCUCUUCUCGUUCGGGACGGGGAAGGAGAUCGGCGACAGCGUGGGCGACGUGUACCGGUUCACGCUGGGCGAGAAGAAUGCAGUGCCAGCCGCAGUGGCCGCGGCGAUGCAAGGUAUGAGGGAGGGGGCGGUGCGGAGGAUCCUGGUGCCUGCGGGGCCGGCUGGGUGGGACGCGGACGGGAAGGUGCAGCCGCAGCCGCGGGAUUUCGGGGGCAAGCGUCGGCUCGCAGCACACAGGACGGAGGCGUUGCUGUUCGAGGCCGAGCUGGUGAGGGUGCUGCAGCCAACGGAGGCUGGUGCGGCGGCGACGGACGUCGCGGCGCCGGACAUCCAGCAGAAGCCGUACUCGCUGCCGGCGCCACCGAGUCCUUUCAAGAAACGGCUCUUGCCCGCCGAGCCCGCCUCCUGA